GGAAACCAGAAAGAGCAGCAUCAACAAACCAGAACCAGAAAGAGAGUGAGUGAGAGCAUUGAGACAAGAUUAAAGAAUAACAACAAACAUAAACAGUGAAACCUUAGAAGCAAUUAUUCUUCGUUCUGUUGCUGUUUAUGAUCCUGUAUUGUUUUACGGUGCUCAAUUAAGCAGACAAUCGUGAAAGAAUUUUAUUCAUCUUUCAAUAUUAUGCCCAAUUCUCAAAAGGAAAGGAAUGAAUCGCCAAUCUGUUGUAUUUUCUUCUGUGAAUUUGAUCAUGUCUAUGGGCCUAAGUUGACAUUUCAGGUUCCUGAAGACAUCGUUUCAGAAGAUAAAUUCAAUGCUCUCAAUGUUUACCUUAUACCUAAAAAAGAGUUGGAAGGAAGAUUAAUCACUGUAAAUUCAAAUAAUCUUAAAGUCAUUGGAUUUCCUGUUGGCUUAGAUGGCCCUCAAUUCCCUCGAAACAGACUUAUCUUCAACCUUUGUUUUGUUUGUGUCUCUGCCAUGAGAACUGUACAAUAUGAGCCUGUUGUCAAAAAGUUAGCUCAUUAUCUGAUAAACUUGGAAAAAGAGUGUCAAUUUAUCUCUAACAAAGAAACUAAAAGUACUCUGCCCAAAAUUAUGGCCGCAAUCAGGGAUCAACUAACAGCAAAUAGAUCUUGUGAGCUCACGAUAACUGAGUCAACCACCAUUUAUUUGAAAGUUGCUCGAGUGCGUCCAAAACCUGAUCCUGUAGAGGAUCAUGAUGUACCAAUAUUCUUAACAAGUGAAGGAUCCAUUGUUCCUAGCGAAUGGGAUUUGACAACUCAACAAGUUAUCCCAUUUAUCGAUGGUUACCGUCAUGUUGCCAAAAUAGCUAGUGAGGCUGAUGUCGAAGUUUCCUUGGUCAAAGCUUGCAUCCAAAAUAUGAUUUAUUAUGAAAUUAUUACUUUAAUCCCAAUAUUUCAGUAUUCAAAUGUUUAUGUUACAACCCCUAAGAUAUCAAAUCUCGUCGAAAGUACUGAAUUACAAGAGGAGUGUCUUCGAUGUGUUGCCAAAGCUCCAAGCUUCAAACCCAACUUUAGACCAGUUUUCCAACUCUACUGCAGCAUGACUCCUGGUGUUACGAUCAAAGAUCUUUGUGUCAGAUUCAAUCCUAGUCUGAAUGGUAUUGAUGAGAAAAAAUUGGUACAUUUUGGUUCCUUGAAAGGUAUUAUUCGUCGAUUGAACAAAUAUCCAAUCCUGGUUGAUGCUCCUCACUUAACAUCGAUAGCACAUCAACGCGGUGUUUAUAGGUUUUUUGAUGGAAACCACAGCUAUGACAAAAUUUGCACGGAAAUGAGUAAAAGCCACGCCGAGCUGGAAGAAAAGGUAGAAAAGCACCCAUCAGCUGUGGUUUGUUGGAAAUAAUGACUCCCAUUGCUCAAUAAAUCUUGUAAUUUUGAUUCCUGAUUGAUUAUCCCAUUCGAUAUCAACUGGUUAUUACUAGCUGUUCAAAAAAAUGAUUUUUUUACAAAACAUUAAUAAAUCGCGUUCUCAAUUCAA
Molecule: messenger RNA, 1524 nt
Organism: Tetranychus urticae (two-spotted spider mite)
Lineage: Eukaryota; Metazoa; Arthropoda; Arachnida; Trombidiformes; Tetranychidae
Gene: Nprl2
Product: Nitrogen permease regulator-like 2
Biological process (GO): cellular response to amino acid starvation; positive regulation of autophagy; negative regulation of TORC1 signaling
Cellular component (GO): GATOR1 complex; vacuolar membrane
Molecular function (GO): GTPase activator activity
Source: RefSeq, a predicted model, not a curated record